UGAUGAUAAAAGUGUAAACCGGCAGUGUGUUUUUUUCUAGAUUCUCUCCCGGGUGGUAGGCGGCGAAGUGUUUGGUUUCAGUCGUAGGCGCACGGUUAGCAAAGUUUGUAGCUUCGCGUCCUGCUACCAAAAAUUAUAAAAUUUCAAUAUAAAAUUUUUCCGACCUUUCCUAAUUCAUCGACGUGUUUCGGAAGUAUUUUAAGCCACAUAUGUAGACAAUGUGAGGCCGUUUUUCUCGAGCAUCAGUUUGAUUAAAAACCCGUAUAUAUCAUCAGACGGGGCGCGUGAAUAGACGGAAUGUGCGCAGCAAAAUGUAAAAAAGUGAUUCCACUCCAAAUUCGUUUCAAUGUAUUUAUAAGAAAAGUGUAUAGAAUCGUGCCAAGGGUGAUAAAAGACGUUUUCCAUUCAAGAAAGAUAAUUUAUAAUUUUUGAAAAUCCAAAAAUUUUUAAGAAACAAAACGAAAAAGCGCUCAAAUGAUAACCCAUAGUACAAAAUAAUGAAAUUUCCUUCGCGCAGUAGCAACAAAAGCUCCACAAUAGUAGCUACAACAUACAAUGUGUCAAGCGGAAACAAUAUGCGCGCUUCGAAAUUCGCUAACAAUCACAAGGACGGCAACAAGGAUGUUGGAAAGGACCGACGUACGCCUAGUUUGUUAACGAAUGCGGCAAAAAUGAAAAUUACAAAAUGCAACGCCACAAAAUUUACCAAUGCAAUUAACGGAAAUAAAAACUUAACUACUGCAACAACACAUGCAUUGGGUAGUAGCAUGAACAGAUUAUUGAAUGAAAACCAAAGAAUGUCAAAUUCAAUAGCUUGCCAAAAUACUCAAAACACGCCAGGAAUACAAACGUUCAACGAGAUCCAGCGUUCAACGCAGGAUAAUAGUCUAGGGGGCAGUGAAAUCAAUGCGAAAGGAUCAUACAUGUUGGAUAUGAGCAAUGAAAGCCGGAGUCCGCAAGCACAACAACAACCGCGGUAUUUACAACAGCAGGAUCAGCUAUUGGCGGAAGACACUCACGCUCAAGUGAUGAGAAAAACAGCUGCCACAGUUGAGAAGGGUGUUAACCACCACACAAUUCUCUCGGACACAGGAGUGACAGGGAGCAGCGGUGUGUCAAAAGGCGAACAAUGCAAUUCCCCACAACCAAUGCAAACCAUGCAACCAAGCAUCGACACCACAUUCACUUCUUUAAAAUCUACAGUAACACAAUUGUCGGCGUCUAAUGCCAGUUCGACUAACCACUUACAACAGCAACAAGUACAAACACUGAAUAUGCAGAGAACUAAAGAGAAUACCAUCGCCCCGACAAUAGCCCAAACAACAACACUAGCGCCAUAUGAAUAUGCGAUCCCACAACCAUACAACCGAUCGUCACCGCCACAACCACUAGCAUACCCGCAAACAGCACAUUUACAAUCAGAACAACAACAACAAUCGCUUGCACCAACGUCGUUGUCAGCCGCGUCUUCGUCCGCAUUGGCUUUCUCUUCAUCCACACAUUCACAUUUGGCUUCGUUGCUUACAUUGCCUGCCACCUCGCUGUCGUCAUCGUCUUCCAUGUCAGUAGCAGAGGCGGCGGCAGCGGCAGCGGCAGCGUCAGUAUCCGUGUCGCCGUUAAGGUCCGCGACACCACAACUCGUAUCAGUUGUCAACGAAACAUCAAACCAAACGGUUUUACGUACGAUCGGUGAAGCCCGAACAGCAUUAAAAGAAAAAUCUACAGUGAUCGCAUUAGAGCAAACACCAACUGAAACAAAAACAAUAACUCCCACAGCAAUUGCAACGAAUGCAUUUUUCGAAGUGAAAUUAGAGAAUAGCGAAGUGGCUGAAACGGGGAACCAGCGGCAGCGCCAACAGCAGCAAAAUAGUGACGUUGCUUUUAGAGAUAGUGUCGACAACACGGAUCCACAGCAAUUACAACAACAGCAGUUCGUGUCACGAGAUAAAAAUGCCAAAAACGCUGAUAAGUGUCGAAAUGCGAUAACAACGGCUGCGGCGACAACCAAAACAAAAACCUUAACAACAUUGGCUACAGUGCCGCCGGUCGCACAGAUAUCCGUUAUCAACAACAAUAACAACAAUAGUAAUAGUAACAAUAAUAGAAUAAGUGUUAGUGAAAACAAUUCAAACUCAGGUGCAGUGAAAAAUGCCAAAAAUAGUGAUAAGCAAGAACAAAGACAACAAGAACAAACACCUGGAGAUCAGCAGCAAAAUGAGUUGCUGCCAUUAAACUAUCGCGGUGUGAACAAUUCAGUGAUAAUAGCCAAUUUCAAUAGCAAUAACAAUAACAAUACCAACAGCAACAACAUCACCAACACCAACGUGCCACACUACGAACAACAGCAAGAAGUUGAGGAGGAAGCAGCAUCAACAGGUGCCGCAGUACAGGAGCACCAGAUUUUACAAAGCGAACAAAAUUUAACUGAAUCCCAUUUUAUCCGCUAUAAUCAUCAAUUGUCACAAGACAACAUUGAUGAGUUGCAACAUCAACAUCAGCAACAACAACAACAACAAUUGCUACAUCUCACAUCCAGUAUACUCAACGGUACCGAUCCCAACUUGAAUUUGGCCGUCGCUACUGAAUUACAGCAACAACAUCACCACCAGCAGCAGCAACAACAACAACAUCACCAACAUUUUUUCGCCCCCUACAAUAGUUGCGCUUACGACUUGACACGACAUCAUCAACAACAAUUACUGCAAUUAGACCAGCAACACCAACACCAACACCAACAUCAUCAACAGCAUUCGCAACACUCCAAAGAUCUGCUCGACAAACCCGACUUAAUUACCUUACAUUCAUCACACCUGCUCUACAGCCCGCAUCUGACAUCAAGCUCGCCCUACGUGCACUCGCCGCCACACCAUUUAAAUCCACACGCUCACGCUCAUCAUACACAAUUCAUCGACGACAAUAUGCGCAACAACUUCAGUUUGUAUGCCACUUAUGGCGGCAAUCCGCACGACCAUCUACAACAUCACUCAAGCACCGGCGCUGCACCCAGCAGUAUCGACGAGGUUAUACAGGAUACGCUGAAAGACGAGUGCCUAGAGGAUCAUCAUACGGGCGUCAGCUAUUGUACUUUGACCACAGUGCCCGACCUGAAGGAGCCCUAUCAUCAUGCGCAUAUGUUGGGUGUCACGGAACAACAAGUCCUUACACCGAAUCAAUUGCAUCAUUUACAUGUGGCCACACAUAAUCACAAUAAUUCGGUUGGCUCAGGUGCAGGUUCACCUUCGCCCACAUCACUUUCACACGCUGCUGCACCCGGAGAUAUCUCAAGCUUAACGCAGCUCACAAAUGCGACUACCUUUCGGGAUAUGUAUGGCAGUUUUACGACAGACCCCACAGUUAUAUCGCUUUUUCCGUCCUCGUUGAGCCCUGUCCUAACAAGCUCAGUUUAUCCCAGUUCACUGCAACAGUAUGGUAUGCAGCCUAACAGCGUUGUCGCCGCCGUGCCCUCCGCCUCACCGACCCAUCAGGCACCGCAUUCGGCCGCAUCCACUCCUGGGGCGCAUACAACUGGCGUGGCAACAGCCAACGGUUCCGGUUCAAAUUCCAUCAGCAACGACGACUACGGUUCCCCAAAGAGUAACAACAGUAGCAAUGGUGGUGCUGGCAGCGGAGGACCAAACAACAAUACUAUCGCUGCGAGUAGUGGGCGACUGCCUGCAUUUCAACGCAUUUCCAGUUAUGUUGGGGGUGCGGGUGGCGCAGUUGGCGGCGUGGCGAAUGUGAGCAGCGCUGGCGGCGGCGCCGACCGUUACACAUCGUUGGUAAAUUAUCGCACUAACGAUUCAUGGCCGGGUCAUUAUGAAGCAAUUGGCUACGCGCCCACUUCGGUCGUGACCAGUGCGGCCGGAAUAGUUGGCAACACGAAUGUCAUACGCAGUUGUAAUGGGCGUUCGGCUCCUGGUGUUGGGGUCGUCGGCGUCGGUGUGGACGGCUCUGCGUCGGCAAAUUUGGCAGCUGCUGCGGCACAUUUAAGUGCAUCUGCAUCGCUGACAGCAACAUUUUACGAUGCCGAUUUUAUCACCGAUGGGCGAGAAUGUGUUAAUUGUGGUGCGGUUUCAACUCCAUUGUGGCGUCGUGAUAAUACCGGACAUUAUUUAUGCAAUGCGUGCGGUCUUUAUAAUAAAACAAACGGCAUGAAUCGUCCCUUAAUAAAACAGCCUAGAAGAUUGAGCGCAUCCCGUCGCGUUGGACUUUCGUGUUCAAAUUGCCUCACAACGCAAACUUCUCUCUGGCGACGCAAUCCCAGCGGUGAGCCCGUUUGUAACGCUUGUGGACUCUACUUCAAAUUACAUAGCGUGAAGCGUCCACUGAAUAUGAAAAAGGACACCAUCCAGACUCGAAAGCGCAAGGCAAAGGGCAGCAAAAGUGAGAAAUCGAGUAAAAGCAGCAAGGCGAAUGCGAACGCCAACAAUGCUGCGGCGGAUAGCAAUAACGAACUAAAACAUUUAAAAAAUAACCUGCAACAGCAACAACUACAACAAGCGCAAAAAAUACAAAACGCACAAUUGUUGCAAAUGAAGCAGGAGCCACAAGGCAACAGUAAUGUUUUGGCGGACGCGUCAAUGAUGUCACCAACAACAAAAGAGGGUAGCGCCUCACCAACCGACACCAAGUCACCGCUAAUGGCGCUGUUGCCACCAUCACCGCUAACACAAUUAGAAGAGCAGCAGCAGCAGCAACAACAACAACAUGAGCAGCAACAAUUGCAGCAAACGUACAAUCAAAAAAUGUCACCGAUAACUCAUAUACACUCACCAAUAAUCUUCUCAUCCGCAUCACCCACAAAUAAUGGGCAUUUGAAUAACAAUAACAAUAACAAUAACAAUAAUAAUAACAAUGACACUGCAUUCAGCAAUAAUAACAAUAGCAACAGCAAUAACGCACAUAUUAAUAAUAACAAUAACACUUUGAAGCUUAUGCAGAAACAGUUGGAGACACAUCAGCAGCAAUUGCAGAAUCUCCAACAGCAACAGCAACAGCAACCGCAGCAGACAUCAAGUUCACCGCGACACCAGCAACAACAACAACAACAAUUGAUGACACAGCAACUUAUGCAUCUAAUGCCACCACACUCAUCCCCCUCCACCUCGGUAUCGAUGCCACCAACACCAACCACGCCCACCACACCGACAACGCCAACGCAUCAACAUCACCAUCAACAGCAGCCACAGCAGCAGCAAGCGCCGCUUCACCAGCUAACGCCACAGCAACAACAGCAACAAUUAUUCCAACAAUUUGCACACCAACACCAAUUGCAACAUGGACAACAGCAGACGCAUAUAACUGAUAUGUGCAGCCCAUUGGACUACCACCAACAUUAUAUGCAACAACAACAGCAGCAGCAGCAGCAGCAGCAACAGCAGCACCAUAUUGAGCCGCAUAGUCCAGCCGGCUCAAUAUCGCCUGCGCAUUCCACAUUCGGCGAAUUGAUCCCCCUCCAAGGGGAUGCCAUUAAAAUGGAACAUUUGCAACAACAUCAACAACAACAACAACAACAUCAUCAACAUCAGCAUACACACUUACUCGGGCAAGAUGUGGCGCUGAGCCGUAGUCCAUCCAUGGAGGAUGAUGAAUUGAUGAUGGAAUUGCAUCACCAACAACAACAACAGCAUCACACGCAUGCACAAGCGAUCGCGUUGCACUUGCAACACCAACAAAGCCUAUACGACAUGCACGAAUACGAACGAAAAUACCAACGGGAGUCUAUGGUGAAGACGGAGUGAAGUUGGCUGGGCGUGAAGAGAGGAAAAUGGCGGGUGAAAUGACAAUGGCAUUGGAAUCAAAGAGCAACCAAAGAGUGAACUUUCACAUAAUUAUGUGCUAUAUACGUACGCGCACACACACACACACACAUAAAAGCGUGCAUAUGUAUUUAUAUAAUGCGUGUAGAUAGGCACAUGUUCAAGUAGUAAGCUGUUACAUAUACGAUAUUUUAGAGUUUGUAAAGGAAGUAAUGAUUUUUAUCUCAAAUAUAUACAUAUAUACAUAUAUAUUUACAUAUAUUUCUUUUAAGCUUUUUAAUCUUAAUUAUCCAAAGACCGCAAUUUAUGUAUAAGAUUGCAUAUUAUAAAAAAUACUUUAGUAUACGAGAUAAGAAAUGCAAUAAGACACUGAGUAAUGACAUUUUUGUUCUAGUUGAAACUGCAUAACUCCAUUUUAAAGAAAUUAAACUGAAAUUGGAACAAUACGUAUGUAUGUACAUAUGUACAUAUUUCUUGAACGUUGAUGAAUAAAAAUAUAUAUUAUAUAUUUCAUAUAUAUAUUAUAUAUAUCAUCAAUAUUCGAGUAUGGGGAUACAAAUGUGCAUACAUAUUUAUAUGCAAUUAUGUUUUUAGAUAACUAAGUUAAGAAACUCAUAUAUUAAAAUAAUAUUCAAUGGUAAAGACAAUAUAUCUAUAAUUAUAGUAAGUUAUUUAAUUAAAAAGUGUAUAUGUAUUUUAAACAUUAUUGAAAAGACCAUAAAAAGACAAAUAUUGUACAAUUAAACGAAUUUCUAGUUGUAAGUUCAUUUUACAAAUUAUGCCUUGAGAUUUGUUUUAGAAAACUUUUUUAUUCAAAACUUUGGUCCCAUUAAGAAAUAUAUUUUAUAAAUUAUAAAUUAUACAUAUUUAUAAAUAGUUUAGUUUUAUUUUUUCUUUGUGAAAUUUGCUUUUCAACUCUUUCUUUUAAUAUAUAAAAUCUCAUUUAAUCUAAAUUAACGUAAUUUUCGUAAGCCUUCCUAUCGUGCAAAUGUUUACAAAUAAAUAUUUUUAGAUAUUUUGUUAAA
Messenger RNA from Ceratitis capitata (Mediterranean fruit fly), 6784 nucleotides. RefSeq names its product box A-binding factor. The record is from RefSeq and is a predicted model, not a curated record. Gene Ontology annotation, molecular function: RNA polymerase II cis-regulatory region sequence-specific DNA binding; zinc ion binding; DNA-binding transcription factor activity, RNA polymerase II-specific. Lineage: Eukaryota; Metazoa; Arthropoda; Insecta; Diptera; Tephritidae. The transcript is spliced from 8 exons. Gene Ontology annotation, biological process: positive regulation of transcription by RNA polymerase II; cell fate commitment; negative regulation of transcription by RNA polymerase II. The coding region runs from base 498 to 5741 and encodes 1747 amino acids.